AUGGAAGAAGCCAGUUGCAUCCCUGGGUACAGAAACAUAAACGCGCAGCUGCUGUACAGGCUGCAAGAAGACUACGCAUUCGUUAAUGAUAUAAGAGCUAGGAAGUUCUUUUACAAUCCAUACUUCCGCAAAGAACCAGAGGGCUCAUAUGUCAAGGAAUACCACGAGAAGUAUCCGAUUGGCGGACCGCUGAAGGGGUGCGUGUUUUCUCCCCUUACUAUGGCGCAGCAAAAAAUGAACAGACAGUGCAACCCGUUUGUGUCCUACCCGUACGGGGUUCCUCGAGAUCCCCCAUAUGAAAAGUGCUCCAAAUGUAGAGGGAACAAGAAAAGUAAAAAAGGGAAGCGGGAGAAAAAGGAGAAAAACCGUCAUCAAAGUGAUCAUCAAGGUGAUCAUCAAAGUGACUUAUUCGCUUCGAAAUUGAGCUCCCCCAUUGAUUACAACCCACCGCAGGGGAAUUCGCAGCUUAAUGAAGACAACCAUUUUGAUCAGACUUGGGAGUACCCCCCGGUUCAUUAUCCACAGGAGGGAAGCAGCCAAAAUGGGGAUUCACCUUACAGCUCGUUCGAAAUGAACACUCCGCACGACUUGGAAGGUACAUAUGUGCAUGCCAAUGAUGUAGAAAGCGCGUCUAACGAAUUGGAGAGUCCAAGAGAGAACUGCGUCAACUACGUCGAUGUUGACAAACCUGAGUACCAUUACAGCUACAAUGAAAAGGCAAAUAGAAAUUCUCAGGAGGGGCUACAAAAGGUGGACGAGAACAUUUUUCAGCACAGGAGUGAUUCUCACCUGAGUGACGAUGGCGAACGCCCCUCUGAGCAGAAAGUCACUUUUGAUGUGAAAGGAGAAGAUCAAUUCAGCACGAUGUUUGCAGAUUCGGAUGAGGAGAUGGCAAGUCCCCAUAAUGCGGAAGCGCAGGAUGAAGUCGAGGGUAUCUUAAGUCAGUACAUAAACGAUAUUAAAAAGAAAGGGCCGAAUGGUAGGAAGCAUCAAAACAAGGGGAGCACAAGUGGGGAUGAUCCGUACGACACACCUGUACGGAUCAAAAGGGACGCGGAGGAUUUGCACGAUAACGAAAUGGUAGCCGUGAAAAUGAGCGUGCAAGAGAAGGGAAAAACACCCAAAACGUCGGACGUACGACCUGGUGACGGCGCAAAGGGAGAUAAGCACGACAAGCGGCCCAUCAAACAGGUCAAAAUUUGCGAACAUGAAAAUGUGUUGAAUAAGUACAGCGUCACUGAGAACUCCAAAAUGGAGGACACUUCGAAUGAGCGUUUGAAAGUGGGAGUAUCAUCGGGGAGAGGUUCCCCCGAUUCGCGCAGUCCGCGCAGUCCAUACAGUCCGCGUAGUGUGCACAAUACCCGCAGUCCUCGAAUCUUGUCCAAUCAGCCCAAUGCCGAAAGGGAGAAAGCGUCGGAACAUCACGGCAGAGUAUGCAGACAAGCUAUUCCAAAGAACGAAGCAGCAAAGAAGGAUGUCAUACAGUCAAGAUAUAAAAGAGAAACUGCUAACACCCCACAAAUGUCCAAAUCAAAUGAGGAAGACAAAUGGGGAGCCAUUUCUGCGAAAAAAGGUGCACCGAAACAGAGGAUGGGAUACAACCCACAUAGGGAAAUUAUGCCACCAAAAAGGAAAACUGAGAAGAAAGAAUUAGCUUAUAAAAACUCCAAAAUAGCAAUUGGGAGAGCCAAAUCUUUGAGGUUUAGAAGAGAUACAGUCACUUUCAACACAAAAAAUAUUAACUUCCAACAGAGGAAAAAAAGUAUGCUGAGCAAACAAAAAUCGAUGGCCGUACCGAAGCUCAAAAAGCAAAACACUGUAGCCUUGAAGAGGAGAAAAACCAUGUCUAGGCUAAAUUCUAUGAAGAACCCACCUUACACCAUCGUCUUAAACAAAAAGAAGGUCAUGAAUAUGAACAAAGGGGUGCAUCCUUCGGAGAACAAGAAGGAUAAAGUGAGUGGUACUACGACUACCCCUUUUGCCGCGAGGAAAAUGCUCGCUAGAUCAAAGACCAAGGUCCUCGUUGACAAUGAAACGAAAAUAUUUAAAAAGGAAAAUGUGAAAAUGGUUUCAAGCACCCCCUUUAAGCCGAUUGCAUCUUCUGUGGAAAGUACCACACGUAACGAGCCAGAAAAUGGGAAACAGAAAAAAGAAAUGGGCACAACCGGAAGUGCCAACAGAGAGAGUGCACACCUGAGCGCUAAUGCGGAUAAAAGAAGAACCUACAAUAGCUCUGUUAGAAAUAAGCUGAAAUCGAAAAAGGAGGAAAUGUUCCAAAAUAUUAUAUCCUUGACGAAGAACAUGAAGGAGAAACCGCUAAAGAAGAAGUACAACGAUCAGAUUGACCCACGCGAUUUGCUAUCGCUCACGUCUAACAAUAGCAGCGCUGCGGCGGACGGUGAUUUGUAG
Molecule: messenger RNA, 2409 nt
Organism: Plasmodium coatneyi
Lineage: Eukaryota; Apicomplexa; Aconoidasida; Haemosporida; Plasmodiidae
Exons: 1
Coding region: 1-2409 (802 amino acids)
Source: RefSeq, a predicted model, not a curated record